This is a messenger RNA of Paecilomyces variotii, 6645 nucleotides long. RefSeq lists its product as hypothetical. Lineage: Eukaryota; Fungi; Ascomycota; Eurotiomycetes; Eurotiales; Thermoascaceae. Gene Ontology annotation, molecular function: fatty acid synthase activity; oxidoreductase activity; 3-oxoacyl-[acyl-carrier-protein] synthase activity. Gene Ontology annotation, biological process: secondary metabolite biosynthetic process; fatty acid biosynthetic process. Bases 1 to 6645 code for a protein of 2214 amino acids. The record is from RefSeq and is a predicted model, not a curated record. The transcript is spliced from 8 exons.
AUGGCACUCAGGGACAGGACCUUGUUGCUUUUGGAUUCAUUAACGUCCGGCGAGGCGCUCCAGCCCAUCGCCAUCAUCGGCUAUGCGUGUCGGUUGCCUGGCCAGGUCAGCUCUCCCACUGAUCUCUGGGAGCUCUGCACCCGUGGACGAUCUGGCUGGUCACCAAUUCCUAAAGACCGCUUCUCUUUUGAAGCAUACCACCAUGCAAAUCCCUCUAAGACCGGCACCUUCAAUCAGGCAGGAGGUUAUUUCCUUGACCAGGAUCCUGCCCGCUUCGAUGCUCCUUUCUUCAACGUGUCAGCUCAGGAAGCCAUUUCUAUGGACCCGCAGCAACGGCUGCUCUUAGAGUGCUCCUACGAGGCACUCGAGUCUGCUGGGAUCCCCAAGGAAUCACUCUCCGGACGACAAGUCGGCGUGUUCGUCGGCGGAAACGUCGCAGACUACGAGCAGCACAAUGUGCGAGAUGUCGAGACAAUUCCCAUGUACCAAGCAACCGGCUGUGCAACAUCGCUCCAGUCCAACCGCAUCUCCUAUUUCUUCAAUCUUCGAGGUCCAAGUCUCACUGUCGACACUGCCUGCUCCUCAUCUCUUGUUGCUCUUCACUAUGCUGUCCAGAGCUUGCGUAAUGGAGAGUCAAAAGAGGCACUGGUGGCAGGGUGCCGGCUGAAUAUCCUGCCAGACCUUUUUGUCUCCAUGUCUCUAUCACAGUUGUUCAACGAUGACGGCAAAACAUAUGCGUUCGAUGAACGAGCAGUAUCGGGUUUUGCGCGAGGAGAGGGUGCAGGCGUUGUCUUGCUGAAACCACUCGACGCUGCUUUGCGGGACAAAGAUCCGAUUCGGGCUGUCAUUGCAAAUUCUGGCGUUAACCAAGACGGUCGGACGCAGGGAAUCACUUUGCCCAAUGGAAGUGCGCAGGAAGAGUUGAUCCGCCGUGUGUACCAAGAGGCCCAUCUCGAUCCAGCUGAAUGCGGUUUUGUAGAGAUGCACGGCACAGGAACUAAAGUGGGUGAUCCAAUUGAGGCAGCAGCUGCCCAUGCUGCGCUUGGACAUGGCCGCACUCCCAGGAAUCCGCUCUACAUUGGAUCUGUGAAAUCCAAUGUAGGACAUCUGGAGGGCGCAAGUGGAAUCAUCUCGAUUAUCAAAUCAGCCAUGAUGCUGGACCGCCAGCUAGUACUUCCCAAUGCAGAUUUCCGCAAAGCCAACCCAAAUAUCCCCCUUGAUGAAUGGAAUAUGAAGGUUCUCACAUCAACAAGACCAUGGCCCCGGGGCAAGAAAUAUAUCAGCAUUUCUAACUACGGAUUUGGAGGCACCAAUGCGCAUGUAGUCCUCGAGAAAGCACCCGCUGAAGAAACACCAGAAAAAACGGCAGAUUCUGAAACCCAUACUGACCCCAAGCGCAAGUUGAUCUUGAUAUCGGCUAGCGACAAAGAAUCGUUGCAGACCAAAGUCAAAGACUUUGGUGUUUAUUUUGAACAGCGGCCGGAAGUGUUCGAAAAAGCCCUCUUCGGUAACUUUGCUUACACAGUGGGCAACAAGAUGUCCCAUCUUUCAUACAGGAUUGCCCUUUCAGCCACUUCGCUCGAUAACUUGGGUAUACAACUAGCCCAGGCGAAGAUUAACGCGGCCCGUGUUCAAGGGCGCCCAACAAUUGGUUUUGUCUUUACCGGACAGGGUGCCCAGUGGGCUGAGAUGGGUGUUGGCCUCAUCGACGAAUAUCCCGUAUUUGCAGAAUCCCUCAAGCAGGCCGAUCGAGUCCUCCGGGAUCUGGGCGCAGAGUUCUCGCUCAUUGAGGAGCUGCGGAAAGAUCGUGCCGAGUCAAAUAUCAAUUCUCCUCACUUGAGUCAACCCGCCUGUACUGCUCUCCAGAUUGCUCUCGUUAAUCUUUUGGAGUCAUGGUCUAUUCGCCCUACGUCUGUCGUGGGCCAUAGCUCCGGCGAAAUCAGUGCCGCUUAUGCUGCUGGAGUGUAUAACAUGGAGGCAGCGAUGGCUCUUGCCUACCGGCGCGGCCAGAUGACUCAAUUGUUGAAACAAUCGUUUCCUACUCUGAAAGGCACUAUGAUAGCUGUUGGCGCGAGUCCUGAGACAAUUCGGCCUCUGCUUAAGAUGCUCCGUGAAGGUUACGCAACUGUGGCGUGUGUGAACAGCCCCGGUAGUGUGACUGUGUCUGGAGACGUGCCAGCUAUUGACGAGCUGGAGAAGACACUGCAAGAGAGACAAAUCUUCAACAGGCGCUUGAAGAUCGAUGUUGCGUACCACUCUGAUCAUAUGAAGAACGUCUCCACCGAAUAUCUGGCAGCGAUCGCGUCCAUCGAGCCUUCUAUUUCGUCAAAGGCUACAUUUUGUUCAUCAGUCCUUGCCCGGGUCGCAGAGCCUUCUGAACUGGACGCUUCAUAUUGGGUGCAAAAUCUCACAUCUCCAGUAUUGUUUCCGGAUGCUCUAUCUGCACUGGUUGCUGAUGACGCAAAGCCAAAUUUGCUGAUUGAGAUUGGACCGCAUUCCGCUCUGAAGGGUCCUAUCUUAGAAACACUGAAAAACUUGGGCUCGAGCGCCUCGAAGAUUUCCUACAGUCCCACCAUUGUGCGUAAUGCGGACGCAGCGGAAUCGAUUUUGAAUACCGCUGCCGCUGCCUACGUAAGAGGAGCGACUCUGAACAUGACAGAAAUCAACUUCCCCUGCUCGGGAGCCAAGGAUUGUUCUUUCCUGACUGAUCUUCCUCGCUAUCCCUGGCAACAUACAAAUCGGUACUGGCACGAACCUCGCAUUGCUCGGAAGCACAAGACUCGAGAUGGCCCGAGAAGCGACGUUUUGGGCGUCGUAGCAAAUUAUUCGAACGACCUAGAGCCAACAUGGCGAAAUAUUGUCCGUCUAGACGAUAUACCAUGGCUCCGAGAGCAUAAGAUGCAGGGCGUGCCAGUGUACCCCCUUGCUGGCUAUUUGACCAUGGCCCUUGAAGCUGCUCAAAGACUUGCAGCGCAGCGCGGGGUAACAUUCUCCCAGUUCCAAUUGCGUGAAGUCAUCGUCGGAUCUGCACUUGUCCUCAGUGAUGAGUCAGAUGUCGAGACUAUCAUCUCUCUCCGGCGAUACGCCGAAGGAACUAGAGGUUCAUCGGAUAUCUGGGACGAAUUUCGCAUCUACUCGUGGGACACAGAACGUGGCUUUACCGAACAUUGUUCUGGCCUUAUUGCGGUACGACCAGACGCGGACAGCAAUGUUGAUGCCAUUUCCAGUGCCGUGGGGAGCGAGGAAAAGUACAUCCAAGCGCAAAUAUCCAAAGUAGAGCAGGCUUCUACUCAAAGGGUCGAGUCGGAACAUCUUUAUCAAGUGUUAACUGACUUAGGUGCAGGAUAUGGUCCCACUUUCCAAGGACUAGAGAACUGCUUUGCGGAUUCUCAUCAUUCCCUCGCUGAUCUGUACAUCAGGGACACCAAGAGUAUCAUGCCAAAAGGCUUCGAACCAAAGUUGACGAUUCAUCCAGCUUUCCUGGAUGGCUUGCUUCAUCUUGUGUGGCCGAUAUUGGGCCAUGGUAACAUGGACCUGGAUACCCUAUACAUGCCAACUAUGAUCAAGCAUGCAACGAUCAGUAAAGAUGUUCCACACUCACCUGGUGACUAUGUCAAAGUCUACGGAACUGGCAAUCCCAACCUCCCUAUCCCGGAGCCGACUAAUUUCGAUCUUCUGGCACUUCCAGAGAAGUCAACGAAGCCACUGAUCGUGUUGCACGGCCUUGUUAUGACACCAAUCCGGGACUCCGGUGCUGGUAGAAAUGAAGACAUACGGCAGCUAUGUUACAAGUUCCAGUGGCAACCUCUGGAAGAAGCCUUGCCAGCAAACGGAAACGGCGACAUAAAUGGUGCAUCGAUUACGAAUGGCUCCUCUGAUAGCCACAGCCGUGGUGAGGAUACCAACGGCCAUACCUUGCUAUCAAAUGGCAAUGGCACUGCUGAAGCUACACAACAUGAUGUCGUUAUUGUCAAGUUUGGCGACUCUGCUCAGGUCGCUGACGAACUUGCUGAUGUCAUUGGCCAUCUGGCAGAGAGCCGCCCGUCUGUCUUUGGGUUGGGUGAUGUUGUUGACUUCACUGGGAAAAACGUUAUCAUUGUUCAAACACGGGACAGCUCACUACGCCAUCUUACCGGCUAUCUUUUUGACGCUAUCAAGAAUAUUCUGCUUAGUGGCGCCAAUAUACUCUGGGUUUACCGCAGCGACAAGCCAGAUGCGCAGAUGACGGUUGGGCUUACUCGCUCAGUCCGGUCAGAAACUCUGGCAAAAAUCGCGACACUGGGACUUAGUCCGCAAGAUGUUGAUCUGGCAUACGUCCCGAUAAUAGCCGCCAUGGAUGCUCUCUGGCCCAUUGAUGGUUCCGAGCCAACAAAAGACUUGGAGUUCAAGACAGAAAACUCGCAGUUGUUGGUCUUGCGCGCGGUUCCUGACGAUAAUACGAAUGCAUUUGUCCACAACGAAACUAAUGGACAGACACUGACCCUUCAACCUUUCACUCAACAUGGCCGACGAUUCAAAGUUCAAGUACAGAACCCUGGCUCGCUUGAUAGUCUAUACUUUGAAGACGAUAUCGUCACUCCCCUGGGUGACGACCAAGUCGAGAUCGAAGUAAAAGCGACCGGUGUCAACUUUAAGGACGUUGUGGUAUCUAUGGGACAGUUAUCACAACCAUACAUCGGGAUUGAAUGCAGUGGCGUUGUAUCCGCAAUCGGUAAAAACGUCAAGGAAAUCCAGGUUGGCAAACGAGUGAUGGCACUGGUAGAAGGCGGAUAUUCUACUUAUGCGCGAACCCCGAGCACCAGCGUCGUUGAGAUUCCAGAUGAACUGCCGUUCGAGACAGCUGGAACUCUCCCAGUGGUCUUCUGCACAGCGUAUUAUGGCCUCUUCGACCUGGGAAAACUACAGCCCGGUGACCGUGUCUUGAUCCAUGCCGGUGCUGGUGGUGUUGGUCAAGCAGCAAUCAUGCUGGCACAGAUGGCUGGAGCCGAUAUUUAUGUCACUGUGGGCAGUGUGGACAAGAAGGAAUUCUUGAAAACUCACCAUUCCAUCCCCGAGGAUCGAAUUUUCUACAGUCGUAAUGCGUCAUUUGGACCCGCGCUUCGACGAGCAACCAACAAUAAGGGCGUGGAUGUCGUUAUCAACUCUCUCGCAGGUGACCUUCUACGAGAAACCUGGCAAUGCCUCGCUCCAUUUGGGCGUUUCAUUGAGAUUGGAAAGGCAGACAUUACGAAGAACAGCCGCCUAGACAUGUUCCCCUUCGAGUACAACGUCUCAUUCGCGUCUGUUGACCUCACGAAGGUUGCGAAAUACCGUCCGCAGUUGAUGAAGCGUCUUCUUGAAGACAUUUCCACACUCUUUAAGCAGAAAAUCGUGCGGCCCAUCACCCCUCUUACUACAUACGGCAUUUCCGAGCUAGAAACGGCAUUCCGUACACUACAGACAGGGAGGAACAUUGGAAAAUUGGUGGUGGUGCCUCGAGAAGGUGACCAGGUUAAAGCCUUGACGCCCAGAACUGAUUCUGCUCUAUUGAACCCGGAUGCAACCUACAUCCUCAUUGGUGGAACAGGUGGUUUGGGCCGCAGUAUGGCAAAAUGGCUAUCCACCAAGGGGGCGCGAAAUGUUGUUCUAGUUUCACGUUCCGGCAAGAUUGACAGCAAGGUACAAGUUCUAAUCGACGAAUUGGCCAAAAAUGGCACCAAUAUUAUCGUCAAACCCUGUGACGUGAGCCAACAGCAGUCGGUUGAAACCCUCAUCGAUUCUUUGAGCCACCUGCCUCCAAUCCGCGGAGUCGUGCAUGGUGCCAUGGUCCUGAAAGAUAUGCUCUAUGAGAAUAUGACCCUCGAUGACUUCAACGCUGUUGUUUCCAGCAAAGUGGAUGGUGCCUGGAACUUGCACUAUGCUCUUGCUAGAUCGCCACUUGAUUUCUUUAUUGCCCUUUCAUCUGUCGCUGGUGUUGUCGGCAACCGUGGCCAGGCAGCCUACUCGGCAGCGAAUGUAUUCCUCGACGGCUUCAUGGAAUACCGCAAGUCUCGAGGCCUGCCAGGAACUUCUAUUGACCUGGCAGCCGUUAGCGAUGUUGGAUACCUGGCCGAUACUGACCCUUCCCGUCAGAAGGAAGUCCUCAAAAACAUUGGGGGUCAGACCAUCGAUGAAUCAGAGGUCCUAGCCCUUUUAGCAGCUGCUAUUAAGGGUGACCUUGACCGGUCUUGUUCUGGACAAUGUAUCACAGGCCUGGACUUGACCAACUCUAUUGACAGCUUCUGGGCACAUGAUGCUAAGUUCAAGGCCAUACGAGAGGCUGCUGAGGCAUCAGCAGGUACCACCGCCCGUGACGGCGCCGUCGUGCCUCUACACCAAUCUCUCAAAAAGGCAGACUCCAAAGAUACUGCGCACCAGUUGGUCUAUGAAUCGCUCGUCGUUAAACUUUCCGAAGUGUUGGGUAUCUCUGUGGACGACAUGGAUCCCACCGUCACAGUCUCUUCUUUGGGACUCGACUCUCUGGUAGCCAUCGAGAUCAGGAACUGGAUCGCUCGAGAGACAGAGGCGAACGUGCAGGUGCUCGAGCUUCUCUCUUCCGGCUCUCUCGGCUCCUUGGUCGAUAUUGUUCUUCGCAAGUCCAAGAUUAACGGUAACUGGGGUAAAUAG